Molecule: messenger RNA, 3505 nt
Organism: Rana temporaria (common frog)
Lineage: Eukaryota; Metazoa; Chordata; Amphibia; Anura; Ranidae
Gene: INPP5A
Product: inositol polyphosphate-5-phosphatase A
Exons: 16
Coding region: 380-1606 (408 amino acids)
Biological process (GO): phosphatidylinositol dephosphorylation
Molecular function (GO): inositol-polyphosphate 5-phosphatase activity
Source: RefSeq, a predicted model, not a curated record
UCCCCGGGUCAGUCCCCGCGGCUGUAUAGAGGAGCAGUGUACGGUGUACGGGGAGCUCCGCCAGUCCCGGGAUCCAAGCCGUACCGGAGCCGUCCUUCCCUCACCCCCCGACACAGCCCCGAGGAGGCCGCCGCCACCCCCCAGCCCCCCUCCGCUCCUCCUCCCACCGGAGACACAAACUUGCCGAGCUCGGGGAUCCUUCAGCAGGCAGCGGGAACUUUCCCAGGGCUGGCCCGGCAUGGCUCCGUGUGUACCGGGUACCGGAGGAUCGUACUGAGGGGGAUGAGGAUCCGUGUGGAGAGCCGCCGAGCCUGAGCCGUGCCGGAUACAUCGUACACCCAGGAGCCGGCCACCCAUCACCCUACACCGGGGAAGCAGCAUGGCCACCCCCGGCACCGGGAUCCUGCUCGUCACCGCCAACGUGGGGACCCUCUUCGAUGAUACAGAAAAUUUACAAAAGAAUUGGCUGCGAGAAUUUUAUCAGACUGUGCAUGCACAGAAGCCUCAGUUUUUAUCAUUGCACUGUCAGGAAGUCGGUGGGAAGAAUUAUGAAGCGUCUAUGUCUCACGUGGACAAACUGGUCAAAGAUCUGCUUUCGAGUGAUGCCAUGAAAGAGUACAACCGAGCUCGAGUUUACCUGGAUGAGAAUUACAAAUCACAGGAAAAUUUCACGGCACUGGGAAGCUUUUACUUUCUUCACGAGUCAUUAAAGAACGUUUAUCAGUAUGACUUUAAAGCAAAAAAGUACAGAAAAGUUACAGGGAAAGAGAUCUAUUCAGACACAUUAGAAAGCACGCCAAUGCUGGAGAAAGAAAAAUUUCCACAAGAGUUCUUCCCAGAGAGCAAAUCAUCUAGGAAAGGCUUUAUUCGAACGCGGUGGUGUAUUACAGACUGUGCCUUUGAUUUGGUGAACAUUCAUCUUUUUCACGAUGCUUCCAAUUUAAUUGCGUGGGAAUCUAGCCCAUCCACCUACUCAGGAAUACGGCAGAAGGCUCUAAGUUAUGUUUUAAAUAGUAUUACUGAUCAUCGAUAUGAAAAAAUUCCUUACUUUGUCUUUGGAGAUUUUAACUUUCGACUGGAUUUGAAGUCGGUAGUAGAGACACUUUGUGCAAAAACUACAAUGCAAACUGUACACGCGCCUGACAACAAUACGAUAGACAAGCUGAUAUUUCGUGAAUCCGAGAAUGAUCACAAGGUAGUGCUACAAAUAGAAAAGAAAUUAUUUGAUUUUUUUAAUCAAGAUGUUUUUAGAGAUAACAGUGGCACUGCGCUUUUAGAGUUUGACAAAGAGUUAUCAGUCUUUAAAGACAGAUUAUAUGAACUGGACAUCACAUUUUCUCCCAGUUAUCCAUACAGUGAAGACAGCAGUCAGGGGAAGCAAUACAUGAAUACACGAUGUCCAGCGUGGUGCGAUCGAAUUCUAAUGUCACACUCUGCUAAAGAACUUCUUUUAAAGUCUGAAAAUGAUGAAAGAAUAGUGAUGUAUGACAGCAUUGGGCCAAAUAUCUGUAUGGGGGACCACAAGCCUGUCUUCCUGUCCUUCCGAUUAGCCGCUGGGGCAGGUAAAGCUAAUGCACAUGUGCACAAGUGUUGUAUCGUGCAGUGAUGUGGUGGGAAGAGAUGCCAGCCAAGUGAAAAGAUCUAUCGGGAGACCACGCUGUGAGGAUGUCCACCUGCAGUAUAGCAAUCUCCUCCAUUUUAGAACCACACCGAUAAAAUUAUGGUCCUCACAGCCCAUUUUGUACAUUAUGGAUCAUCUACUAGGCUUCAUCUUCCCAAAAAUCUCACAUACCUCACUUUCCUGUAGAGCAUCCAGUAGAAACAUGGAUACAUGUAUAUAUUUUUUACAUCACUGUUGUGUUGCCAAAACGCUACCAGACCAUACAUAUCAUAAAUUCCUGUUUUGUCUUACCAAGGGCAUGAGACAAAACUGGAGACGUAAUCAUGGGCAGGUUUCUCUGCGCAGCAUCUCUGUUGUGGGGGGGGGGGGGUUUAUCAGCCUCUGGGAUCAUCCACAGCUCUGCUGUCCACCUUCAGUAUUUCAAGGGUGACCCCUACACUGCUGGAGGAAGUAUUAUUUCCAAGCUCUGCCCACUAAAAGCUGAUGGAACUCAACAAAAGGAGCCUCUCAUCAAUCUACUCACAUUUUCCUGCAUUUUUUUUUUCUUAAAGACUGAAACUCUAAUGCAGUUGUAAAGGCGCACGAAGCCCGACGCAACAUGGGGGGGAAGUUUACUAUUAGCAUUCAAGAUAUUGAUGGUUUUAUCAUGUGUUUUCAAUGUUGACCGAGGCCUGUAUCCCUAACAUUAGGCUAGCUAGGGGUGUAGCCACUAAAGUGCAAUAAUCAUGAUCAUCUUUUAGUGACCUGUCUGAUCAAUAGCCAUUACUGAACGUCAAUGAAUAGCACACGCUAGAUAGAAAACCCCAGUCCUUAUCCCUCUUCCUCCCCCUGUUUUUAGUGUUUUAAAAGGAUUUACUACACUGCCAUAUAACAUGGUUUGUUUGUGUAUUUCAAGUCACACAGCAGCUGCUUUUCAUUUUUAUAUAUAUAAUAUAUAAAUAUAAAAAAUAUAUACUUUUUAAAAAUAAUUUAUAAAUCUUACCAAGAUCUAUGCUAAGUAUUCCUUUCAGUACUGGCGUUAUGUGCCAUAUCAGUAAUGAGCAUUCAGGAGUAGUUUUAGAUAUAUGUACAUCAGCAACCAAAAUUUCUAUGCGUAAUCUUUUUUGUGUUGUCCUCCUUGAUACAGAAAACACCGUCAAUACAAUACAUAUAUAUAUAGUAGCAGUUUUCACUUUAAUACUCUUGUAAUAAAUUAUUUGUAUGUGAUAUUAGGACUGAAUGUGAAGUUUCGAGGUAGGAUUGGGUGUAUCUUUUAAGGGUUUUGUAAACUAUUUUAUUAUUUUUUAUUUUUUUUUGGUCUGUCUUUUGUUACUGUAUCAUGGUGCCAAUUACUCUAUACCCCAGUAAAGAGAUGGGAGACAUAUCAUAUAUAUAUAUAGAUAAUCUAGAAUAGCCGAAUACAGAUAGAACCUAGUUUUAGAACAAGUGUGUUCAAAGAAUAUAUCUAUUUUUUUUUUUUCCUAGAAAAGGAAAGACUUGUUGCUGUUGGCAGGUACCCCAGAGUACAACAUUAAAAGGUGAUUAAAGAGUCUGUUGAUGAAACACAAAUGUUUCUAAUAUUGAUUUACUUCAGAACACUACAGAGUUCAUGGACUAUGCGAUUUGCAUUAGGUUGAGACUCAUAUUUUUGUUUCUAAAUCACUACGUUUCAGAAAUUAUUUUAUCUCUGCUUGCAGAAUCUGACUUUGGCGGCUGCACAGUAGUUGCUCCGUACAAGGCUGACGCUGCGUUAUGUUAGUGUGCCAUGUCUGCUGUAAUCUUUUCACAAGACUGUGUUCAUGCAAAUGGAAAUUCCACUUAUGGUUGUCUUAGAAUCGCCUUUAAACAACCUGGGCUAUCUGGUUCUCAACUUCAAGCAAUAAACUGUUCGUUGUGGCAAUCUUA